ACGUCUGGUUACAUUGCUCAUGACACCGGUCUAUUGCCUGAUAACACUACGCGCGAGUCUUCGACGAAGACCGAUCGUUGAAAGAAUUAGUGUAUUUAACCUAAAAAAAUUUUACUUUAGGAAAAGUUCACAUAGUGUUUUAGAAAUUUAUAGUUUUCACUAUGACUGAUGAAAAGAAAGAAGUUCGUGUAUGGUGCGACGGAUGUUAUGACAUGGUGCACUUUGGUCAUGCAAAUUCCCUGCGUCAAGCGAAGGCAUUAGGCAACUAUCUGGUGGUCGGUGUGCACACAGAUGCAGAAAUCACUAAACACAAAGGUCCACCUGUCUUUACAGAAGAAGAAAGGUACAAAAUGGUGCGUGGGAUAAAAUGGGUGGAUGAGGUGGUUGAAGGAGCCCCCUAUGUGACCACACUAGACACGUUGGACAAAUACAACUGCGACUUCUGUGUCCAUGGUGAUGACAUCACCAUAACAGCUGAUGGAGUAGAUACUUACCACCUAGUAAAAGCAGCUGGUCGCUACAGAGAAGUGCAACGAACUGCUGGCGUAUCAACGACAGACUUGGUCGGACGUAUGCUUCUGAUGACUCGUCAACAUUUCAAACAAGGCGACAGCGAAUACACCGUUGACAAAGAACCAAGCAACUUCAUGGGGCAGGAUCGAACUGCGCGAAGUCCAUGGACAGGCUGUUCGCAGUUUCUGCCAACCACACAGAAAAUAAUUCAAUUCAGCGACGGAAAGAGUCCCCAGCCUGGAGACAAAAUAGUUUACGUGGCUGGUGCAUUUGAUCUCUUCCACGUAGGACAUUUAGACUUCUUAGAGGUUGCAAAGAAACAAGGUGAUUAUUUAAUUGUGGGACUCCACACAGACCCUGUGGUAAACCGAUACAAGUGUGGAAACCACCCAAUUAUGAAUUUACAUGAACGAGUACUCAGCGUUCUAGCUUGCAAGUAUGUGAACGAGGUAGUUAUUGGUGCCCCAUAUGAAGUUACGCAGGAUCUUAUGGAGCAUUUCGAUGUUUCAAUCGUGUGCCAUGGUCAGACUCCUAUCAUGCCUUGUGAAGAUGGUUCUGAUCCCUAUGCAGAACCGAAAAGGAGGAAUAAGUUUAAGUUGUUGGAUAGUGGGAAUGAUAUGACGACGGAAAAAAUUGUACAACGCAUUAUUCUCCAUAGAUUCAUUAAUAAUUCCAGGUUGGAAUUUGAAGAUAGGAACCUCCGAAAAGAAAAAAAGGAGCUGGCUGUCCAUGAAGCUUUCCGUGAGGCCCAGAAAAGGAAAUAGUUCUACUGAAGAUGGUUUGUAAAUAUAUAUAUCACAUUAGAUAUUUAUAAUUUCAAUUUCUUCGGAACCAUGUAUAUUUUUAUUGGCGAGUGUAAGUAUUACAGAUUUUAGUCAAUCGAGUAGAAUUUUAGAUUCGUAGCUGGAAAUCUUUAUUAAACUCGAUCAAUCGAUCGAGUAUUUUUCAAUUUGAAGUUUUAAAUUAACGGAAUUUGGGGAAAAUUUUAAUUUAACACUCUGUUUCACUUGAAAUUUCGAUUUUAAAAUUCUAUUUCAAACAUUUGCACGCAUUUAACUUAUUUAAUGAAAUAGAAUGAUUGUGUAAUGAUAAUUAAAAUUAAUUAAUUUUUAUGUAUGUGGUUUAGAGGGUUUCGGUGAAAUAAUUACGAGCAAGAAAAAAUAAUUUAGAAAAUUUAUUUUGCAAUAAAUAAUAAACCUAAGAAGUCAACGUACAUUAUUAAAGUACAAGUAUAAUAAAUAUUUGAGCGUGUGUAUGUUUUCUGUGUAUGUACAUUGUGUCAAAGUUAUGUGUGAAUUGUUGAAGAAACCAGCGAACAAUAAUGAGUAUACUUAUUGCUACUGAAUGAAUAAACGCACUGUUUCAGGUCACGUAAUAGCACUGCACGCAUGAAUUUUAUUUAUAAUUAGUUUACACAGAGUGGUGGAGAGAUUUGGAUGCUAGUGGGAAAUUAAUUGUGGAAAGUAAAAUAUUAUAAUUAACAUUCCACAGUGUGGGAGAACAAAUUUUAUUUGUGAGUAACUCAUAAAAAUUGUAUAUUUAUUUUAAAUAAAUUUUGACAAAUUUAUAUUUAUUUAUAAAAGUUUGUCUGAAAUUCAAUUCAAAAAAUUGAAGUGUAGAAAUUAAUUUAUUAUGUUAGUUUAUAAAUUUCUAAUUCAUUAUUCACGAAUGAAAUUUGCAAGACUAUGGUCUUUUGUGCGGUUAGAUUUAUGAAACGUGUGAUGGGUGGACGAGUUUGAUUUUAAUUGAUGUAAAUUUAAAUCUCUGUGAUUUUUUCAAUUAUAAAUAAUGUUACAGUAAUGUAUGGUGAAUUUAUUUAAUUGUAUAAAAUUUG
Messenger RNA from Colletes gigas, 2347 nucleotides. It is a transcript of the gene Pect, whose product is annotated as ethanolamine-phosphate cytidylyltransferase. The record is from RefSeq and is a predicted model, not a curated record. Gene Ontology annotation, biological process: phosphatidylethanolamine biosynthetic process. Gene Ontology annotation, cellular component: cytoplasm. Lineage: Eukaryota; Metazoa; Arthropoda; Insecta; Hymenoptera; Colletidae. Gene Ontology annotation, molecular function: ethanolamine-phosphate cytidylyltransferase activity. Bases 162 to 1277 code for a protein of 371 amino acids. The transcript has 6 exons.